This is a messenger RNA of Choloepus didactylus (southern two-toed sloth), 901 nucleotides long. It is a transcript of the gene MYL1, whose product is annotated as myosin light chain 1. Gene Ontology annotation, molecular function: calcium ion binding. Bases 1 to 585 code for a protein of 194 amino acids. Gene Ontology annotation, cellular component: myosin II complex; contractile muscle fiber. The transcript has 7 exons. Lineage: Eukaryota; Metazoa; Chordata; Mammalia; Pilosa; Megalonychidae. The record is from RefSeq and is a predicted model, not a curated record.
AUGGCACCAAAGAAGGAUGUGAAGAAACCCACUGCUGCCGCACCUGCCCCAGCCCCUGCCCAUGCCCCGGCGGCACCUGCACCUGCCCCAGCUAAACCCAAAGAAGAAAAAAUUGACCUUUCUUCCAUUAAGAUCGAGUUCUCUAAGGCACAGCAGGAUGACUUCAAGGAGGCGUUUCUCCUGUUUGACAGGACAGGUGAAAACAAGAUCACCUUAAGCCAGGUUGGUGAUGUCCUUCGGGCCCUGGGCACAAAUCCCACCAAUGCAGAGGUCAAGAAGGUUCUAGGAAACCCCAGCAACGAAGAGUUGAAGGCCAAGAAAAUUGAGUUUGAACAAUUUCUGCCCAUGUUGCAAGCUAUUUCUAACAAUAAGGACCAGGGCACCUAUGAAGACUUUGUUGAGGGUCUGCGUGUCUUUGACAAGGAAGGCAAUGGCACAGUCAUGGGGGCUGAACUCCGCCAUGUUCUAGCCACACUGGGUGAAAAGAUGAAAGAGGAGGAGGUGGAAGCCCUAAUGGCAGGUCAAGAGGACUCCAACGGCUGCAUCAACUAUGAAGCUUUUGUUAAGCACAUCAUGUCCAUCUAAGCAGAGAUCUCAAGAAAAAGCAUUGUUUAUGAAGACUGGCUACAACCUGAGAUUAAUAGCACCGUGACUAACUGUCCAGAUCUGUUUACCAUCAUUCAGAAAAACAAAACAAUUUAGAUGCUUCAAGACUGAAGAACUCCCUGAAUUUUUUUAUAUCCCUUAAGUUUCUCUCUGAAUGGUAUUUGUGCCGCACAAACCAAGUGUUUGCUGCUCUAUACAAGAAGGAUAAACCAUGACAAUCGCAAAUCUAACCACCUCACUUUAUUAUCUACCAUGAGUCAAUGACUUAAAUAACAAAUCAAUAAAUAAUUUUGGU